Nicotiana attenuata is the source of this 1542-nucleotide messenger RNA. RefSeq names its product alcohol dehydrogenase-like 4. Gene Ontology annotation, molecular function: zinc ion binding; S-(hydroxymethyl)glutathione dehydrogenase [NAD(P)+] activity. The record is from RefSeq and is a predicted model, not a curated record. Gene Ontology annotation, biological process: formaldehyde catabolic process. The coding region runs from base 130 to 1299 and encodes 389 amino acids. Gene Ontology annotation, cellular component: cytosol. NCBI's taxonomy places the organism in Eukaryota, Viridiplantae, Streptophyta, Magnoliopsida, Solanales, Solanaceae. The transcript has 10 exons.
UUCGCUAGCACUAUAAGAGGGCCUGCACCUGUAGUGAAUUUCUUUAUCAGUUCCCUAGUCUUUUAUAGAAGAAAUUAAACCUGACUAUACGAAAGUCCGAAAACUAGACCACAAUUAACAGCUAGCGACAUGGCUGCCAAUGGCAUUUCCCAUGUAAAUGGUUCGCUUGGAAAGGUUAUCACUUGCAGAGCUGCUGUGGCCUAUGGUCCGGGGCAGCCCUUGGCCGUAGAACAAGUGCAGGUGGAUCCACCUCAGAAAAUGGAGGUCCGAAUUAAGAUCCUCUUUACUUCCAUCUGUCAUACAGAUCUCAGUGCUUGGGAAGGCGAGAACGAAGCUCAACGAGCUUACCCUCGAAUUCUGGGACAUGAAGCCUCAGGAGUGGUGGAGAGCGUGGGAGAAGGGGUGACAGAUAUGAAAGCAGGAGAUCACGUAGUACCAAUAUUCAAUGGAGAAUGUGGAGACUGCGUUUACUGCAACUCUACAAAGAAAAACAACUUGUGUGGCAAAUUCAGGGUGGAUCCGUUCAAAAGCGUGAUGGUCAACGACGGCAAGUGUAGGUUCAGGAAUAAGGAUGGCAACCCCAUCUAUCAUUUCCUCAACACUUCCACAUUUAGCGAGUACACUGUUGUCGACUCUGCUUGUUUAGUCAAGAUUGACCCCAAUGCCCCACUUGACAAGAUGACCUUGCUUAGCUGUGGCGUUUCCACCGGUUUAGGAGCUGCGUGGAACACUGCUGACGUUCAAACAGGGGAAACGGUGGCAGUGUUUGGAUUAGGAGCUGUCGGUUUGGCUGUUGUGGAAGGGGCACGGACCAGAGGUGCAUCGAAAAUCAUAGGAGUGGAUAUUAACCCUGAAAAACGUAUCAAAGGUCAAGCAAUUGGAAUUACCGACUUCAUAAACCCCAAAGAAAUCGAUAUACCCCUGCAUGAGAAAAUAAGGGAAAUGACAGAAGGAGGGGUACAUUAUAGCUUUGAGUGUGCUGGAAAUUUGGAUGUUCUACGCGAGGCAUUUUUGUCCACACAUGAUGGAUGGGGAAUGACAAUAGUUCUAGGAAUCCAUCCGACACCAAGAUUGCUGCCACUCCAUCCUAUGGAACUGUUCGAUGGCCGUAGGAUUGUGGCUUCUAUCUUUGGUGACUUCAAAGGAAAGUCUCAACUUCCUCUUUUUGCUAAACAGUGCAUGGCUGGGGUGGUGAAAUUGGACGAGUUUAUUACUCACGAACUGCCCUUUGAGAAGAUCAACGAAGGUUUUCAAUUGCUUGUGGACGGAAAAUCCUUAAGAUGCCUUCUUCAUCUUUGAAUGUUUCAUGUGCUUUAGUGAAUGAAUAGAGGGGGGGGGGGGGGGGAUGGUGUUUGUAGGUAGGAGGGGAGAAAGGUACAAAUAUGCAUAUAAAGCAAACAAUGUAUGAUAUAUUCGAGAUCUCGAGUAUCUUUCUACAAAAAAAGUUAGGAAGAGUCCAUUUAUAUGCGCUUUCAAAUGUGGGGUACUUUAAUUUGUAAAAGUCUACAUCUUAGUAUAAUGGAAUAUUCUAAAUUGAGUAUA